ACAGACUCGAGAAGAUAGUGUUAGUUUCAGAGUACCUCUCUCACUCUCUCUCGAAUCUCUAUAGUUUUGACCUGAGUCGUGUAGCCUUUUAGAACAUCCACCCCGGAGACCCGCCGCUUUAUCAUCAUUUAAGGUUAAGCCGUGGCCACCGUAUGUAUAAGCAGUAAAGACCCCCCUCCCCUUUCCUAUGCGCAUAAUCACCACCACCACCAUCAUCUAAUAAAAAUCCCUCACCUAUGGGCUUCACUUCGGCUCUCUCUCUAUACUCCCUCUCACAUCCGAAGGUUUCAGCUGGGGCGGCCCAUUCUCAUUCUCAUCCGCUAAAGCACAGACUCCAAUCCGAGGCGAACCCUUUAACGGUUCGAAGAAGAUGUUUGAGAUUUAGGAGUGUGGUUGUGAAGGCGGCUGCUGCUUCUGGACGUGGCCGCAGAGUGUACAGUCAGUCUCAGCCUCCUUUGAUUAACGCUCCCGUCAAGCAGGUUGCCUCCUUCAUUAUCCCCGCCGGAGUCUUUGUAGCUGUCACUUUCGUUUUGUGGAAAUUGGUGGAGAAACUUCUUAUGCCGAAGCCAGCAAGGUCUAGUUUAUCAGCAGCAGAAAAUAAGUCUCCUGAAAAAGGAAUGAAAUGGUCCUUUGCCCCUGGCACUAAUUUACUAUCAGGUUUCACUGCCAAAGUCGACAGGGAGUCCAAGCAGAAGCUUAAUGAAUUUGCCAAGCAACUCAGGGCUUUCAGAAGCGUUGACAUGUCCGGAUGUAAUUUCGGAGAUGAAGGACUGUUUUUCCUUGCUGAGAGCUUAGCAUACAACCAGAUUCUAGAGGAAGUGAGUUUUGCUGCAAAUGGAAUAACUGCAGAAGGAACAAAAGCCUUUGACCGUGUACUUCAAUCAAACAUUUCUCUAAAAACUCUCAACAUUUCUGGAAAUCCUAUUGGUGAUGAAGGAGCCAAGAUCCUGUGUGAGAUAUUGGUGGAUAAUGUUGGUAUUGAAAAGCUCCAGCUGAACAGUGCUGAUUUAGGUGAUGAGGGUGCAAAGGCUAUUGCUGACUUAUUGAAGAAAAGUUCAACCUUGCGUGUGGUUGAACUUAAUAACAACAUGAUUGACUAUUCUGGAUUUACAAGUCUUGCUGGAGCACUUCUUGAGAAUAAUGCUGUACGAAGUAUAUAUCUCAAUGGAAAUUAUGGUGGCGCUUUGGGGGCUAAUGCUUUGGCUAAAGGGCUUGAGGGGAACAAGUCUUUACGAGAACUUCACUUGCAAGGAAAUUCUAUUGGAGAUGAAGGAGUUCGUGCCUUGAUGUCAGGUUUAUCUUCAACCAAAGCAAAACUUACGCAUCUAGACAUUGGCAACAACUCAAUUAGUGCAAAAGGUGCCUUUCAUGUUGCCGAGUAUGUCAAAAAGAGCAAGAGCUUAUUUUGGUUGAACAUGUACAUGAAUGACAUAGGUGAUGAGGGUGCUGAAAAGAUUGCUGAUGCUUUGAAGCAAAACCGUAGUAUAGCAAUUAUAGACCUGGGAGGAAAUAACAUACACGCCAAGGGAAUAAGUGAAAUAGCUCAAGUUUUAAAAGAUAACACUGUCAUCACAACGUUGGAAAUCGGUUAUAAUCCCUUCGGACCAGAUGGAAUGAAGGUGUUAUCAGAAAUUCUUAAGUUUCAUGGAAAUGUGAAAGCACUAAAGCUGGGUUGGUGCCAGAUAGGAGCAAAGGGCUCAGAGUACAUUGCAGAUACUUUGAAAUACAACAAUACAAUUUCGAUUCUGGACUUGCGAGGAAAUGGGCUCAGAGAUGAAGGUGCGGUUUGUCUGGCUCGCAGCUUGAAAGUUGUCAAUGAAGUUCUAACCGAGCUUGACUUAGGAUUUAAUGAAAUAAGAGAUGAUGGGGCUUUUGCCAUUGCUCAAGCCCUCAAGUCAAAUGAAGAUGUAAAAAUCACCUCUCUAAAUCUCGGAAAUAACUUCCUUACAAAAUUUGGGCAGAGUGCUCUCACUGAUGCAAGGGAUCAUGUAUAUGAGAUGAAUGAAAAGGAAGUGAACAUCGUUUUCUAGAAAAUCGAUCGCCGAACAGGGAAGCAGCUUGUCAUCGUAUAUUAGAACAGGAGCCAUUCUUUUUGCUUGUUCUUCUUGCUAGUUUAGGGGAUACUUCGUAUGUGAAGUUCGAAUUUUUGAGCUAUAGCCAACAUCCAUGGAUCCAACAUUUGGAAAUUUUGAGGUUGAGAGAUCAUAUCAUAGAGUCAUUGUAACUUUUUCCGACUUACAAUUAGUUUACAAGCUUUCUUGUAGCAGUCAUCUGCUCACAGUAAAUAACUAGCAAGCACGCUCAGUGUUGCCGGACUGUAUAAUUUGUUGAGAGUUUUUAAUAAAUUAUAAUUCAAGCCCAUUUUAAAUC
Populus trichocarpa (black cottonwood) is the source of this 2370-nucleotide messenger RNA. RefSeq lists its product as uncharacterized. The record is from RefSeq and is a predicted model, not a curated record. The transcript has 18 exons. Gene Ontology annotation, molecular function: protein binding. Bases 237 to 2030 code for a protein of 597 amino acids. Lineage: Eukaryota; Viridiplantae; Streptophyta; Magnoliopsida; Malpighiales; Salicaceae.